Messenger RNA from Larimichthys crocea (large yellow croaker), 1624 nucleotides. It is a transcript of the gene aqp8a.1, whose product is annotated as aquaporin 8a, tandem duplicate 1. Gene Ontology annotation, molecular function: water channel activity. Bases 97 to 876 code for a protein of 259 amino acids. The record is from RefSeq and is a predicted model, not a curated record. NCBI's taxonomy places the organism in Eukaryota, Metazoa, Chordata, Actinopteri, Sciaenidae. Gene Ontology annotation, biological process: water transport; transmembrane transport. The transcript has 5 exons. Gene Ontology annotation, cellular component: plasma membrane.
ACAUACCUGUCCACCCAUCAGACCACCUUAUUGCAGGCUGUGGUCCAUCAGUGGAACCUGACACACAGUAGAAAGAGGAUUUUAUUCCAAUCCAACAUGUCAGAGGCAGAAACCAAGACAGAGGUCUUCACGAUAACUGAUAUGAGAGAGCCGGCGUCGGAGAAAGACAACACAAACAAGAAGACAUGCAUCUUUGAGCAGUAUGUACAGCCCUGCCUGGUUGAACUGCUUGGGACGAUGCUGUUCGUGUUUGUGGGGUGCUCGUCUGUUAUUGGGAAUGUGGGAACAACCAGUGCCAUCCAGCCAGCUGUGGCACAUGGACUGGCGCUGGCGGUGUUGAUCAUGAUGUUUGGGCAAAUUAGUGGGGGGCACUUUAACCCUGCGGUGUCUCUGUGCGCGUACCUGUGUGGAGGGAUGGAGCUUCUCCUGCUGGUGCCUUAUAUCCUGGCUCAGAUGUUGGGAGGGAUGGUUGGUGCUAGUUUUGCCAGGGCAGUGUUACCCCCUGAGGUGUAUGCAAAUUCCACUGGCGGCGCCCUUGUUGUACUCUCCAAUGAUCUGGCGAUAGUAACUCUGGCAGAGAUGAUCAUGACUAUGUUCCUUACAUUGGUGGUGUGCAUGGGGGCCAUCAACAGUCAAACCCAGACACCAAUGGCUCCUUUCUGCAUUGGUCUCACUGUGACAGCCAACAUAUUUGCUGGAGGGAUGGUGUCUGGAGCUUGUAUGAACCCUGCCCGAGCCUUUGGUCCUGCAGUGGUUGCCAACCACUGGGACCAUCACUGGAUCUACUGGGUUGGACCCAUUGGUGGUGCACUGGUUACUGUCACCUUUGUCAGGUUCGUGCUCGGUGACCGGAAGACCCGUAUUUGGUUGAAGUGAAUGUCUAAUUUAUUGAAGAGAGAAACAGAGCGACGACAUCCCGACUGACUUGACGGCAGCUUUUCCAUUUGGAUGUUCAUCACUCAAAGUUUUUUUUUAGUUUUUUGUUUUUUCAUCUGUCAGCAAAUAAAGUUGUCCUUGAACCAGAUUUAAUAGUUGGCUCCUAUUCAAAGGCAUGUUUGUAUUUCAACAUUCAAUAAAGUGUUUGAUGUUAUGAUAAGGCUGUGAUAGCUUUAUCAUAAUAUUUGAUGAUGGUGCUGUAAAAAAUCCAGAGAUAUUUCAUCAUCAAUUUUAUACAUACAAUUUGAUCACACUUUCUGUUAUCUAUCUAUAGUCUUUUUGUACUCCUUUGGGUUAAAGUCCUGAAUGGAAAGUUUGAUAGCUUUAUUACUACAGGUGGUACUGGACUCUGCAUUAUGCAAUAAAACUAGAUUAGAAUCAUAAACCAAUGCCCUUGGAUCAACUGAAACACAUGAGAAGUUUUAUAAAAAUCAAAUGUAUUUCAAAACUAUAUGCAUCUAUAUAGAUGCAAAGAAAUGAUGAUGGUGGUGCAAGUGCUAAGAGUGAUAGACACUGUAUAUAUUAUUUGUUUCAUUAAAGAUGUAUAAUAAAAUACAUGCAGAGAUGGAAAAAGCAAUCAAAUGACAUUCCCAAUAAAACAAUUAAAAUACAAACGCGGGUGAUAAGUUCAUGGACAGUUCAUGUGCUGGAAAAUGAUUCCUGGAUCCUCUACUAGACUUUUUUUUUU